GGUUGAUGACGUUCGCUGCUGGCGGCAGAAAGAUGACCAGAGGUCAAGGCCUAUAAACCUGACUUCCAUUCCUGAAGCGGGUUUGCGAACCUACCUGUCUGAUAACUUUCAAUUCUUGAUCUGUUUAGUCUUGACCGGGACUAACUACUGUGGCCCCCUCAGCCUUGCAACCCCGGGGUCGCCACUGUCUCACGUUGUCCAGAGCAGCCAGGGACUCCCCAUAUAUCUGUGGCUGACUUGAAUUCCUGAUCCUCUUGUUUCCACCUCCCGAGUGGGAUUUCAGGUCUCUGGCUUCUCUGCAGCAUCCACCCUGGAGCCAUGGUCCAUGCCUUCCUCAUCCACACCUUGAGGGCCCCGAAUUCGGAAGAAACAGGCCUUUGCCGAGUGCUCUACUCCUGUGUCUUUGGUGCUGAGAAGUCACCCGAUGAUCCACGGCCAUGUGGUGCAGAAAGGGACAGGCUCUUGCGCAAGGAACAGAUUUUGGCCGUGGCCAGGCAGGUGGAGUCACUGUGCCGGCUGCAGCAGCAAGCAUCUGGAUGUCCCUCCACAGACCCGCAGCCUCAGUUCUCCGAUGAGCCUGUGUCUCUGCAUGAGGCCCCCCAUGGAGCCUUCUACCUGGGAGCCGGGGACCCUUUCCAGGAGCCACAGACAGUGGUGUGGCUGGGUGUGCUCUCACUAGGCUUUGCCCUGGUGCUGGAUACCCAUGAGAACUUGCUGCUGGCUGAGAGCACACUCCGGCUGUUGGUCCGCCUCCUUCUUGACCACCUGCGGCUGCUGACACCAGGUAACAACUUCUUGUUGAGGGCUGACCGCAUUGAGGGGAUCCUCGCCCGCUUCCUGCCACAUGGGCAGCUGCUUUUCCUCAAUGACCAGUUUGUCCAGGACCUGGAGAAGGAAUUCAGUGCUGCUUGGCCCCGCUGACCACCCACCAGAAUGAGGCUUCUUGAAAGGACAGAGAGGGAGGGUAAAGAUUACAUACUUCAAGAAGAAGUUUGGCAUCUCCCUCUUGCCCAGGCUGUUCCCUAGUCUGAUAUGUGACUGCACUCAGGACAAAUGAUUGUACAAGCUGGCAGGAGGGGGCCUGGGGAGAAGGCAGAGGAAGCUAGCUGUGCCUCUUCCCAGUUCAGUGGAAUUGCAGAACAUCCUGAACCUGUCGCUGCAUGUGACACUCUGCGGUGUUCACCACGCUAGCCCUUGACGUCCAGCCCUCCCAGCUGCCUGUACUGGAGCCCUGUAAUGCCUGCCAAGACUUUAGUUCACUUUCUCUAUAACCCCAGCACAAAAGGAGUCUCUGAGAUUCCCUUCAAGGUGGGAAAGCUGGGGUGGUACCCUGGCAAAUCCUGGCCCCUGCCUUUGCACAUCAUCAAGGAUAUUUUCAACAAGGCCUGUUCUGCAUCCGGCCCCACCACAGUUCAGAGCAGGGGGAUUCUGAGGCUCCGUAUGUGCCGAGCCUAUAUCUGCUAGGCAAGCCGAGUGCACAGCAGCUUUUCUUGUCUGCUGGCCAGCAAGUGCCAGGUGUCUGGACCAGGUGAUACCUUACUUUGAAUUAAAAAUAUUGGCUGUCUGACUUUGUUCUCUCUUUUUGUGCACCUGAUGGAUGCAGUGCCCUCCUGUGCAUGAGCAUCCGCCUGAGUGACCCCUGACCUCCUUGCCCUGCUACUUGCUCAA
This is a messenger RNA of Microtus oregoni (creeping vole), 1668 nucleotides long. RefSeq names its product adaptor related protein complex 5 subunit sigma 1 (gene Ap5s1). Lineage: Eukaryota; Metazoa; Chordata; Mammalia; Rodentia; Cricetidae. The coding region runs from base 319 to 921 and encodes 200 amino acids. The record is from RefSeq and is a predicted model, not a curated record. Gene Ontology annotation, biological process: endosomal transport; double-strand break repair via homologous recombination. Gene Ontology annotation, cellular component: late endosome; cytosol; lysosome. The transcript has 3 exons.